CCAGGAUGCUGCUCAGCAGUGUCUCGGUCUCUGUCCGGGGUGCCCCUUCCCGCGCUGCCGACGAUGCCCCCGGCCUGGCCGAGCGCGGCCCGCAGCGCGCCGCAGCAGCACCACCGUGAGUGCAGAGAUGUCAAAGCAGGCACAGCUUAUGGAGAUGCUGAAGAAGGACUUGAGGUCGUUGCUGAUAGCUGCCAAAGGGGGCUUAAGCCCAGCAAGGCUGGAGCAUGAGUACUUAGCCAUGAUUGGCAAACCUCUCCCUCUCCGUGACCUGGGCUUCCGAUCCACCUUGGAGCUGGUGGCAGAUAUGCCUGAGGUUGUCAGAGUCUGUCCUUAUAAAGGCACUUUUAUCCUCAAAGCCAUUGCAGAUGAGAGCACCAAGGGGAUUGCUGAAUUGGUUGCCAAGCAGAAAAGUUCCAGAUCCCGGAAGAGUUGGGCUGCAAGGGCACGUGUUGCUUCUCCAUCUCUCACUCCCCAGCUGGGCAGGGCUUGCAGGCAGCCAACAACGGCUGUUGCAGCAGCACCUGCAGCUAGGAUGACACCUUUGGAACUCUAUUCUGAGGCAGAGAGCUUCCACCUGACAGCAGAAGUCAAGUCAGAGCCAGUGGAAACAGAGGCAGUGGGUGAUGGCCUCCAACAACCUCAAGAUUUGGAGCAGUCCUUCCCAGGCAAGUUGAUAUUGACUGCAGAUAUGCCCCCAGAUGCUGUUCAGGACAGAAGCCUUUGCAAGUUACCACCACUGGAGAGGGGGUGUUUGGUGGCAGUCUUUGUGUCACUCAUCAUCUCUCCAAGCCAGUUCUACAUCCAGCUGUGCACCAGGGACACGUCUGGUAAACUGCAGGAGAUGAUGCAUGAGAUGAGACUCCUUUACUCCCAUAAAACUGUUUCUGAUCGAUAUGUCCUGCCUGAGUCUUCAGUGCAUCCUGGCCAGCUUUGCUGUGUGAUGGUCCUGGGCUGGUGGUACCGUGCCAUCAUCCACCGUGUCAUCAACCACCAAGAGGUAGAGGUGUUCUGCACAGAUUAUGGAAACCUCAAAACUGUCCAGAAGUCUGACCUGAGAUUGCUGAAGUGGUGCUACUUGAAGCUGCCAGCUCAGGCCAUCCCGUGCUCCCUGGCAGGGGUACAGCCCACACAGGGCACAUGGUCCAGUGCAGCAGCUUUGCAGUUCAAGGAGUUGUGUGGCUCCAAUAUCCUCGUGGGCCUCGUCGAUGAAUAUGUGAAGGGUGUUCUGCACCUCUUCCUGUGUGACACAUCCACCAAGGAGGAUGUCUACAUCCACCAGGUGCUGAGCAACAGGGGACAUGCUGCCAUCUGCAAGGAGAAUGUUCCUUCCCAGGGAUUCCAAGAACUGAACCCUUUGGCCUUGUAUGUUCAGCCCAGUAAACAGAAGGAAUUUCUGCAGGAAGAGUGAAAAGGCAGCCUCAAAGCUUCAGGUGGGACUUUUGCUGUGGUGUAGCAGCUCUUCCAUGAAAUCAGCUUGGGAUCAGCAGCCAUGGAUUUGGUAUAGUCCCAGGCAGGUUUUUUGUGGGUUUUUUUUUGCUUUUAUGAAAAUGAAGCAGAACCACAAUGUAAAAAUUGACUACAUGUCUAGCUGCUUGUCCUCUGAUCCUUGUGCAGGCUCUAGGGAGUCUGUGCUUAGCACAUCCUUCAAAUCAUCAGGUGUCAGUUAGGUGGUGUCGUAGUUUUUUGUUUAAGAGCACAACAGACUUAAAUUAUUUUACAUAACUCUUUUAAAGAAAAAGGUCAGUAAAAAGGCUCUUGCUGAACUGGAGAGGCAUACAGAAAAGUUGUAUUUAAAGAUGUGCAGGAAAAGGUAGGGAAUACAUGAAUCCUUAAUACCUAAUAGAGAUUGUCAUCAUUUUUGUGUGAGAGCACAACAGGCUGAGAUUAUUCUACUUUACUCUUUUUCUAAGGAAAAAGGGCAGUAAAAUAACAACACUUUCUCUGAACUGGAGAUGAAUGUGGAAAGGUUGAAUUUAAAAAUAAAUGUGCAGGAAAAGGUA
Messenger RNA from Pogoniulus pusillus (Red-fronted tinkerbird), 2000 nucleotides. Its product is annotated as tudor domain-containing protein 5-like. The coding region runs from base 128 to 1408 and encodes 426 amino acids. Lineage: Eukaryota; Metazoa; Chordata; Aves; Piciformes; Lybiidae. The transcript has 9 exons. The record is from RefSeq and is a predicted model, not a curated record.